CCUUUUUCCUUCCCUCUCUUUCCCUUCUCUCAUCCAGCAUUUUACUUACCAGAACCAUUUUCCUUUCUACACCAAAGUCUCUCCUCAUAACUCCAGUCCAACCCAAAUUUAUUGAACAUCACUCCAACUAGUCCUCAAUUUGUUGUCUCUCUUUGCCACAUUGCUAUCACCCCUUUAAAUUCUCUUUGCUAAUUUUUCUAAUGUAAAUCACAAUUGGUAGCCAUUUUGCCAUUGGUUUCAGACACAUAAUUCAGUUGAUUCUAUUUUUGUCUCACUCUCAUCCUUGAUCUGCAUAAUUUUCCAUCAUGGAAAACCAAUUCUUCUUGAAUGCUGGGGUGUCCCAUCCUAUGCAAUUUGAACCUUCACCACCUCCAAAUUCUUCAAUGCCCACUUGGCAAUCACUCUCCUCAGCCAUGGAAAUUCAAUCAAAUGUCCUCAAUUAUCCCUCAGAACAAACCCAAGAUUUUUUCUACAGUUCCACCUGGGACAAGUCAACGGAUCAUCAUCAUCAACCCCUUCAGUUUGAUUCUGCACUGAGUUCAAUGGUUUCAUCGCCUGCAGAAUCAAAUGAGAAUUUUGUGAUGAGGGAAUUGAUUGGAAAAUUGGGAGCUGUUGGAAACUCUGAUCAUGAGAUCUCACCACAUUCUCACCACAAUUCAUGUUACAGCACCCCUUUGAGUUCUCCUCCAAAGCUCAACCACAUUGCCCCAAUGAUGAUGAACCACUUGGUCAAAGAGAAUUUUCCAAAACCAAUGGCUCUGAAUUCAAGUGUUGCAGAAUUCUCAGCUGAUCCUGGUUUUGCUGAGAGGGCUGCAAAGUUUUCUUGCUUUGGAAGCAGGAGUUUCAAUGAAAGGAGGAGUACCACUAGUCAAUUGGUGGUGAACAACAAUGCUGAAUUGGCACCUCAGAGAUCUGCAACAGUUAUAGAAAAUGGAAGAUUGCAUAGAGUCUCAAGUAGCCCUUCACUCAAGACAUUUGGAUCUCAAUUGCAGGAUCAUGAAAAGAUGGAAGUGGCAAAUUCUCAAGAGGAAUCUACAAUCUCUGAGCAAACCCCAAAUGGGGAAUUAGGUGUGAAAGCUUCUGAUACCAAUCCCAGGAAAAGAAAAGCUUCCUCCAAAGGAAAAGCAAAAGAACCUUCAAACUAUUUCAAUCCUACAAAGGGUGUUGAAGGUAGUGGUGAAGAGACAAAUGCAAAGAGAAGCAAGCAAAAUGAGGGUGAGGGAAAUGAAAAUGACCCUACGAAGGUAGAGGAAGAGUCCAAAGGAGGUGCUAGCAAUUCAGGGGAAGAGAAACAGAACAAGGGUAACACAACAAAACCUCCUGAGCCUCCAAAAGAUUACAUUCAUGUCAGAGCAAGAAGAGGUCAAGCCACUGACAGCCACAGUCUUGCUGAACGUGUACGAAGGGAGAAAAUUAGUGAGAGGAUGAAGCUUCUCCAAGAUCUUGUACCUGGUUGUAAUAAGGUUACUGGGAAGGCACUCAUGCUUGAUGAGAUUAUAAACUAUGUUCAGUCAUUGCAACGCCAAGUAGAGUUCCUUUCUAUGAAAUUGGCAUCAGUUAACACCAGGGUGGAUUUUAGUAUUGAGAGUCUUAUCUCAAAAGAUAUGUUUCAAUCAAAUAGUUCUUUGGCAAACACAACAUUUCCACUAGAUUCCUCAGCACUAGCCUUUUAUGGACACCAGCCUCAGCAAAACUCAGCUAUCCAUAAUAACAACAUUCCUAAUAAAAUUGUGGACCCAUUAGAUUCCUCUUUGUGCCAAAAUCUUGGCUUGCAUUUACCUCCCCUAAAUGGAUCCAAUGAAGGUGCCUCUCAGUUUCCAUUAACAUUCUGUGAGGAUGACCUCAACACCAUUGUUCAGAUGGGGUUUGGCCAAAUUGCAAACAGGAAAACACCAGUACAGACCCAGAAUUUCAACGGUUCAAAUCAAGAGUCACAUAUGAAAAUUGAGCUAUGAUAAUAUCACCUCUCAUUACGCCUGAAUUGAAGCCCAGAGGAAUUGGAAGACUGCUGUACACAACAACAACAAAAAUUAAUUCCAACAAGGCAACAACCCCAUGAAUUAUGAAAAGAUGCCAUUAUUACUAGGUCUAUUCAAUAGAAACCCUUUUUUGUCUUUACUUUUCUCCAUUUUCAGUCUCUAAUCUUCUGGGCAGUUAUUUUUCAAUUUUUUUUGUUACAAUUAUUCACUGUAAAAUUUUAGGACCGGUUCUGUAUUCUGUGGUGCAAAUUAUUAUUAUUAUUAUGCACCAAUUGUAAGAUAUAGUGCUAAUUAAAGGAAGUUUUUUUGUACCAGCUUUCA
Molecule: messenger RNA, 2300 nt
Organism: Lotus japonicus
Lineage: Eukaryota; Viridiplantae; Streptophyta; Magnoliopsida; Fabales; Fabaceae
Product: transcription factor bHLH62-like
Exons: 8
Coding region: 306-1955 (549 amino acids)
Biological process (GO): regulation of DNA-templated transcription
Cellular component (GO): nucleus
Molecular function (GO): protein dimerization activity; DNA-binding transcription factor activity
Source: RefSeq, a predicted model, not a curated record